ACCAACCCAUCAAUAUUUUGCUCGUCAUUCUUUGUUUACAAACCUUUGUAGAUAUAUAAAGCCAUGGCAUAUGUGACAUCCCUAACCCUUAAGAAUACUUCAUCGAUCACCCUCUCUCUCUCUCUGUCUCUCUCUGAUUCUUUGGAACUGAGAAAAUGGCCGCCAAACGGUUCUUUAAUGAUGCAGAAUCCGACCAAGAUCAGCCAAACGAAAAACGGAAGAGACCUAGACCUUCUUUUGCUUCUGUGAUUGGAGAAGUGGUUCUGGUGAACUCCAUGCAAAGCCUUUUCUCAUCCUUGGAGCCUUUGCUUAGAAGAGUGGUAAGUGAAGAGGUUGACCACUGUCUAAGACGGUGCUCACUCCGCUCAAUGACAAGGUCGCCUUCAAUGAGAAUCCAAGCUCUUGAGCCAUCCAGCGGGGAACUAGUCUUUGCUAAGAAGCUCUCCCUCCCAAUCUUCACCGCAAGCAAGAUAUUAGAUGAAGACAACAACCCAAUCCAAAUCCAGAUCGUGGACAAGACCAAUAACAACACUAAUGGUGCCCAAAUGGUGCCAAUAGCUAGCGAUCUACCCAACCCAAUCAAAGUGGAGAUUGUUGUUCUUGACGGGGACUUCCCCACCGGAGGCCGUGACGAUUGGACGACUGAAGAAUUUGAGAACAACAUAUUGAGGGAGAGAACUGGGAAGCGGCCGUUGCUCACUGGGGACGUAAAUGUGACUGUGAGAGAUGGGCUUACUACAAUUGGGGAGAUUGAGUUCACAGAUAAUUCCAGCUGGAUUAGGAGCAGAAAAUUUAGGCUUGGUGCAAGAGUGGCUCCAGGCACAAGCGCCUAUCAGGGCUCAAGGAUCCGUGAGGCCAUCACCGAUGCUUUCGUUGUUAAAGAUCAUCGUGGAGAAUUGUACAAGAAGCAUCAUCCGCCAAUGUUGGAAGAUGAGGUUUGGCGCCUGGAGAAGAUUGGGAAAGAUGGAGCUUUUCACAAGAAGCUAGCCAAGGAGAACAUUCACACAGUACAAGACUUCUUGAAGUUGUUUGUGGUUGACCGGUCAAAGCUAAGAAAGAUUUUAGGCGUUGGAAUGUCAGAGAAAAUGUGGGAGGUAACAGUAAAGCAUGCCAAUACCUGUGUUAUGGGCAACAAAAUGUUUAUUUAUCGUGGUGUUCAUUUUGCACUUUUCUUGAAUCCGAUAUGUCAAGUGUUGAGAGCUAUGGUUAAUGGGCAAGUUUUCCCUAUUCGGGACCUAAGCAACAUCAAUAGGACAUAUAUUGAGAAUUUGGUGAGGGAAGCCUACGCAAACUGGAAUUCCUUGGAAAUGGUGGAGACUGCCUUAUUGACACAAGGUGAUCAAGUAGUGGAGCAGUAUCCCAACCAUCAUGCUGAGGCAAUGUCAAGAUCAGCAUUCGAUCAGAAUGGACACCUGGGCCUAGCAGCAGCGGAUCAUCACUCAAAAUCUGUCAAUGUGGGUUACCUGCUACCAAGCAAUAGUGCAAGCUCCAACUUUGAGUGCAGUACUGGUAGUGAUAACUGGAAUAUAAAUUCACCAUAUAUAUUCAACCCACUUGUGGAAAGCAGCAUCAUCAAGUGUAGCAUCUCCGACUCAUCUUCAGAUGGCGAUUUACUUUAGCAUCUCAACCCCUUUCAUUACCAAACCAGAGGGGUUGGUUCUAUCUGCAUUUACCUUUUUUUUGCUUAUGUAAAUAUGUAUUAUGAAACUAAUUCUGAUUCUCUAUUUCUAUUUUAUGUGAUGAUAUCAUGUUUAUAAACAAAA
This is a messenger RNA of Prunus dulcis (almond), 1763 nucleotides long. Its product is annotated as protein SAR DEFICIENT 1-like. Gene Ontology annotation, molecular function: sequence-specific DNA binding; DNA-binding transcription factor activity; calmodulin binding. The transcript has 7 exons. Gene Ontology annotation, cellular component: nucleus. The record is from RefSeq and is a predicted model, not a curated record. Lineage: Eukaryota; Viridiplantae; Streptophyta; Magnoliopsida; Rosales; Rosaceae. Gene Ontology annotation, biological process: regulation of salicylic acid biosynthetic process. Bases 156 to 1619 code for a protein of 487 amino acids.